AAUGAAGUGAAUGAGUCUGUUGUUUUCUUUUAAUUUAAAAUACCAGAAGCCUUUGACGUUUAAAAAAAAAUGGCAGCGAUAAUUGGAAAACUUGUAACUGGAUACAACUUUCUAUUUACGGAACUCGCGGAUACCAGGACUAGGGAUUGGAUACUUGUUUCAAAACCAUAUCAGGGACUUUCUCUUUUGGUACUCUAUUUCAUGUUCGUUUUUAAAUGGGGGCCGAAGUGGAUCAAAAAAAGGGAACCAUUCAAUUUAAAUACAGUCUUGAUAUGUUAUAAUGCCUUUCAAGUUGCGGCUUGUGGAUACUUAUUUGUAAAUGGCUUAGAUAUCUGGAUAAGAAAAUAUAAGUAUAUUUGCCAGCCUGUUGAUUCAUCAGAUUCACCGGAUGCAAUUAAAAUGGCAAAACUUGUACAUUUAUACUUCCUGUUAAAGUGCUUGGAUCUUUUAGACACGGUAUUCUUCGUGCUUCGUAAAAAAAUUACCCAUAUAACAUUUCUUCACGUCUACCAUCAUGCUGGUAUGGUGGCACUGGUAUGGGCAGCUAUAACAUAUUAUCCAGGUGGUCACGGAACGAUGGUUGGACUUAUAAACUCAUUCGUUCACAUCAUAAUGUAUUCGUACUAUUUACUGACUGUGCUAAUUCCAAGCCUCAAGGGAUCUAUUUGGUGGAAAAAAUAUGUUACACAGUUGCAAAUUUUACAAUUCUUCCACAACGUCCUACAUUUUGGCACCAUAGUGUUUAUCCCGAACUGUGGCUACCCAAACUGGAUUGCUGGAGUAUUUCUACCACAAAACAUAUUUAUGCUAAUCCUUUUCCUAGAUUUCUACGUUAAAACCUAUGUAAGAAAACCUAAACAGCCUUCAAAUCGAAUUGAAAAUAAACAGGAUUUAAAUGAAAAACCAAGUCCAGUUACAGAAUUUCAAGAACUAGUUAGUCGGAAAGGUGGAAUGGAGAGAAGCGCAUUGAAUCACAGAACGUAAUUUUAUGAUUUAGUCAUUUUAACCAGUACCUAAAUAUGUUACGUCCAUAGAUUAAGUAUUGGUCUCCACUGCGCUCCAACUAGAUACCGUAGGCGUAGUCGCAAAGUGCGGCAACUUAUACUACGGCCAACACGAGGCAGUCUUGAACAAUGUGUGAAGUUGACGUGCCACAUGUUCUGCUUCCUGUUUGCUCACGUUGCCAUAUGGCAACGGCAUGAGGCCAUCGUGUAGUACCUACGCUGUUAUGAAGUUAGCGCACAAGACAUUAAACUUUGCUAAUAAUUGAAACUUAAAUGCAACCCGGCAUUUAAGUUUUUAAACUUUGUAAAAAUUUUACUACAAGAAAUGAGAAAGACACUAGGAUCAUAUGUGAUCAGUAAUUAUUUUUUAUUUUAUUAAUUUCAAUGUUAUAAUAACACAAAGCGUAUGUUACAAAAUCUAGUUGGUGCGCAGCAGAGACCAAUCCCUAAUCUAAGGUUCAUUUCUUAGUCUAUUCUGUUAUGUCUACGAUACGCUACUGCUUCUUUCAUAGAAUAAUAUGUCACAAAGAAAGUCUCAUAUUCUCGAAGAUAAAAUCAAUUCGAUCGACGCCAUCAAUUUGUUUGAAUUAUAUACUCAAAGUAUAAUAUAAUACGAAGCUUCUGAAAUAGGAGAAUAUCUGUAACAGCGAAUCUUGAUAUGUCUUGUACAUCUCUUAGGUUGUGGAAUCUUCAGAAUAAAAUAAAUAAUUUUAUUUUAUUCAGAAAAAAUAUAAUUUGAGUAUGAAAUAUCUUGUUUCUGACACGUUAUCUUAUUAUGUUCCAACGACCCUUGUAUUAAAAUAUUACUCCUUACAAAACUUCUUCUUAAUAGCAACUUAAACUAUCCAGGGUGUAGUACCUACUCAUUUCAAUUUCGAUUCUUUCAUUUCAAAAUGGCGUCAUUAAUAUUUUCUCUUUUGGUCACUGGGCCAGAUAAAUUUGUGUCACAAUACGAUAUUGAUAUAUUCGUACAUACAUAUGAGUGUAACAUUCUUGGCAUAAGCUGUAAAUACUUCGCAUAUGUCUUUGAAUUCCCUUAUAAAAGGCACAAACCUACUAUUUAAAAGAAGUGUAUGCGUCUCAUACCUACGUACUUCUUUUGGGAUUGCAUUUGUUGCGCCCGUUCUUCUCAGGUCUGAGGCAUUCUUUUUGGGAUGGGUGGUAGUUUAUGACUUUCAAUAAGUAAUGUCACAUCCUUUUUUGAAUAUACAUAUUUGAAUUUGAAUAUACAUUAAUAGUUAAAGAAGUAUAAUCAGCAAACAAUAUAAUAUAUCUGUUAUAAUCUAUAAGACUUUAGUCAGCAGAAAAAGUACGUCAUUUAUUUAUAUAAGAAAGGGGCGAGAAAAGUACCCUGCGGAACACAUAGGUAUUUCUGCUGUUUUACCCGAAGACCGUAUGUUUGACUACCUGUAAUAAUUAUUUACACAAAUAAGAUUAAAGCAUAUUUAAAUAUAUAUUUGUACUGCAUCAUGUUUGAGUUUAAGAUGUAUAAUUGGUCAUGGUGGAUGCAGUCUAAUGCUUUGUACAAAUUAUGAUGCCCAAUGUAUCCUGUGACUUACUACCUACUUACCAGACAAAAUAUUCAUUAAUUAUUAAUAAGCUAAAGUUAAACAGACAUUAUUGAAAUUGGCCUUAAUAUCAAAAUUAAUUGUCACAAUAUUAGUUAAAUGACCCCGCAGGUGCGUUUUUAAGUUAUUGAUUUAAAUAUUUUCGAUAAUGUUGCUACUUCUAAAAUAGGUAUUUAAAUUUUAUUUAAACUGAUCAUUCAGGUAGGUACAUGUAAUCUAACCAUAUCCUGUGCUGCUUUCAAUGAAGAAUUGAAGUCUUUGGUAGUAAAAAUUGGGAAUUCUGCAUAAAAUUUACUAAAUUAGUUUGCUUUUUUUGUAGGAAAUUGAGUUAUAUAAGGUUAUGUUUGUUAAUAAUUUAUUUAUAUUUAUACUCUCGCGACAACUUGGCCUGCUAGUUUUAGUGUUAAUAUAUAUGUUCCAUGUUGUUUUUACUUUCAAUUUUCACUACUUUUUUAUUUUAUCUGGAUUUAAAAGUGUUUUUGCUUCAUGAAAAACAAUUUUUUUACUAUUAUUGUAUUAUUUUUCACAACUAUUGUAGAUACUUUGUCACAUUAUAGUCCAAUCUUUAAAAUCAGUUUUGUUGUUUAUGUGUUUUUGGUCUGGCUAUUAUAAUAUUAUAAGUUUAAUAAUUAUUUUUAUUUUAAUUAUUAAUUAUAAGUUCACUAGUGAUAGAAAUAUUUGUAACAAAAAUAUCUAAGGAAGUUGCUAUAUAAGCAUUAACUCUAGUUGCAUCCUGGAAUACAUUGAACAAAUUGAAACAUGGAAAUACAUAAUUUAUGUUAGUUCAUUAAACAGAAACUUCUAUUAAAUUCACACUGAAAUACCCAUAUUAUACCUAAACUGAAUUACAAGGCUUACAAUACUUGAUAAUACCUCAACAAGUAGGUACUGCAGUGUUAAGAUUCAUAUGUAUUUAAUAAAUGUUGUUUUUUGAUAUACUACAUAGGUAUAUCAUCAUAUCAAGUUAAUAAAAUAACAUUUAGGCAUCUAUCCAUAUAUAAACCAGAAGUCGAAAUAAUAUUGUGAUGAGCAUUUAUUAUUACUUGCACUUGUUUUAACCAAUUCUCUUCAUUUUCUUCUUUUUUCUGUAGUAAAACACUAUAUUAUAAUGCUUCUUAUCUCAUUUUCUCCCACGUAUAAUCUUAUAAAUUUAUGUGUCCUGUCUCUUUCUACAGUCGCUUUUUCGUUUCACCGACUAUCAAAUCACAACGAUGCUAAAGACGUUUACACUUCAAAAAAAUAUUGUCUAUCUUUUAAAUUAAUUUAAGUAAUUAUCAGAACUGCUGUGUCAACAAUCUCGUCAAUUUCUGACUUAGAUUAGCUGAUUAGUUAAAAAUUGCUCAUAACUAACGGCCGUUUUCAAUAACCUAUCUAACCUUAGUUUAACUUACUUGACGUAGACAAAUCUAUCGUUUUACGCUUACUUAGAUUUCAAUAACCUAUCGACAUAAAGUAUUGCAAUUUAACUAUAUUGAACAUAGCUAUGGAUAGAUAUGAUCUUGUUCUUAAACGGUAAACAGCAAUGUAUCCGUAACUAGAGAUAGGUUAUUGAAAACGGCCGUAUAACUGUAUUGGACAUAACUAUGGAUAAUAUCUUGUCAUUAAACGGUGACAGAAAUGUAUCCGUUAGUUAAACUAAGGGUAGGUAGGUUAUUGAAAACGGCGCGGCCGUAAGUCUAGUGAUCACACGUUACAAUUUUAGCUGAUGACUUAAAAAAGCACUUACCUGUACACUAAAUUGAAAAAUAGAUAUAUGUAUGACAUAUUUUUAUUAUUUAGUGAAUAGUUUUAAAUUCAAGUUGUAGGUAGUCAUGUAAAAUUAGCCUCCCGAUUUAUAAUGAAUUUGUGUAAAUGAAUAAAGAUGUAAAUGUUGA
Molecule: messenger RNA, 4446 nt
Organism: Leptidea sinapis
Lineage: Eukaryota; Metazoa; Arthropoda; Insecta; Lepidoptera; Pieridae
Product: elongation of very long chain fatty acids protein 7-like
Exons: 6
Coding region: 70-984 (304 amino acids)
Biological process (GO): sphingolipid biosynthetic process; fatty acid elongation, monounsaturated fatty acid; very long-chain fatty acid biosynthetic process
Cellular component (GO): endoplasmic reticulum membrane
Molecular function (GO): fatty acid elongase activity
Source: RefSeq, a predicted model, not a curated record